Theileria equi strain WA is the source of this 2016-nucleotide messenger RNA. RefSeq lists its product as hypothetical. NCBI's taxonomy places the organism in Eukaryota, Apicomplexa, Aconoidasida, Piroplasmida, Theileriidae. Bases 1 to 2016 code for a protein of 671 amino acids. The transcript has 8 exons. Gene Ontology annotation, cellular component: nucleus. The record is from RefSeq and is a predicted model, not a curated record.
AUGCAGAAUCAAAAUACAUUCGGGGCGCCUGGACAACCGGUCCGUGCCAGCUACAAUAUGCUUUUCUCGCACUUUAAGAAUUUGGGAUACAGUGACGAGAUAGCAAAGGCAGAAGCUGAUAGGAUCAUGAGGCAGACGACUGCGCAACAAGUACCAAUGAAGGCUCCAAUUAUACAACAACCAAACCCAUAUGGAUAUAUGCCACAAAUGAUGCCGGUUCCACAGUUUCCAGUCGUGCAGGCUCCUGUCGUUCAAAAUCCACCGCUCAUGGGCGCAAUGUAUAAUAAAGACAAUUUACUUAGCGGUGUUAAACUCUCGUCUAAAGCGCCAUUCAUGGGAUGGUCUGUUCCAGUGAGUUCUGAACAAAAGAUGCAAAACGUCAUACCCAUAAAACUCAAGACCGGACAACCAGAUACGGAGAAAAAAGUUAGGGCAAAAGGCUUUCAUGAUCCAAUUUCUCCUUCGGUUAUGCCCCAACCACAACUAUCACCUCCAAAAAUGACUCCAAUUCAACCAGUAUUCCCACCCAUGCCACAACAAAUGUAUCCUGGCGCGAUACCUACACAAGUAUCGCAUGCACCUCCAGUAGCACAGAGCAUGCAAAGUAACGCCAAGAUGACACAGGAUAUACCUAAAAUUACAAUAGAUGUACCGAAAAAGACAUCUACAGAAAAGUUUGAUCAGUGGGUUAAAAAGCUUCAUGAUCAUUUCAAUGUGGGCACAAGCACCAAAAAGUUCAAAAAGACCGUAAGAAAAUAUGUUGAUAAAAUAUCCGAAGAUGUCAAAUCUGGCAAAAUUGAUGUAAAUGACCUAAAAAUUCCAGCACUCGAGGAUAUUUUACGAGGCGCUGAGCCUGCUCCGAAACCUUUAAGUCCCCAGCUUGUACCUAAAAAUGCUCCAAAGCCCAAACCAGCUCUUAUUGAAAAACCAAAACCUCCCGCUGAUAAACCCAAGCCACCUGUAGAAAAACCAAAAUAUUUACCAAUUGGUGCACAAUUCCAUGGCUUUCCCUCUCCCUACGUAUCAAGUGAUGAACUGCAAAGGAGGGAACAAAGAUCUCAAAGAUUUAAAAGAAGCAUUCCUGGAGGGAUUUAUAAUUUCAAUCCCGAACGCGGAAAGGCGAUUAUUGGAACAAGUGAGGAGUUAGAAAAACCAUAUCUAAGACUAACUGCGGAACCUAAUCCAAGAAUGGUACGCCCCGAGCAUGUACUGAAGGAAUCAUUCAAAUAUGUAUUUGACCGUUUCAUGAUGAGUAAAAACUAUCGUUAUAUUGAGGAACAAUUUCGUUCUAUUCGUCAGGAUAUUCAAGUUCAACACAUAAGAAGUCCAUUCGUAGUGAGGCUAUAUUCCACAAAUGCAAGAAUUGCAUUGCUUCACGGGGACCUUGACCAGUUUAAUCAGUGUCAAACACAGCUCAUUCAUUUACAUAAACAAGGAGACCUUUGCACGGUAAGUUUUAGUUUUUUUGAUGUAUCAUUACAGGUUGAAUUUGAGUUUUAUCGCCUAUUAUACCUAGCUUUGCAAAACAUGAAAAUGGACACUUUAAGGAAUCUAAGAAACAUUUACCACGAUACACAGUUCAAGUCUACAGUAUACUACGAGUAUGCAAAUGAAAUACGGUUAUCAAUUUCUGAGGAUAACUUUGUCAAGUAUUUUGCACUCGCAGAUACCAAAAAUCUGGACUUUGACCACUAUCUAAAUCGCAUUUAUAACGAAGCUUUCAAUGACUUUGUCUACAAGGAAGACGUGAGUAAAGGUCCACCAUUCUACUCCAAAUUUUUGUUUAAAAUGUUCGAACCAAGGUUCAGAAUGCUAUCGCUUGUCACCCUUUGCAAGACCUCUUUAAGUAUCGCAGUUGAGACAUUAAUCAAUAUACUAAAUUUUGAAAACAAGGAAUCUUGUAUCACAUUUUUAAAGGAAAGUCGAGUGAUUUUUAAUGAAAAUGGCUUAUUGGACUGCAAAAAGACGUUGCCAGUAAUUUUAGAAUCUCCACUCUUAAGGAGCAAAAAGAUUUAA